AUGAGACAAGAUGAUGGGUUGUCUGAAAUUAAAGGAAUGAUGCAACAAAUGAUUCGGUCCAAUGGAAAAAUACAAGAGAAGGUUGAAGCACAUGACUCAAUAAUAAAAGGCAUUGAGAUUCAAUUAGGGCAGAUAUCUAUGGCUCUGAAUAAUCGUCCCCAAGGGAUGUUACCUGCGGACACACAUAUCAAUCCGAAAGAGCAGGACCUGAAGCAUCUUAUGGCGAUGAGUCUAAGAAAUGGUAGAGAUCUUGAUUUGGAGCAAGAGAUUGCUCGUGAAAGCCGACCAACUAAGAUACUUGUGACGAUACCAAUUGAGGUGGACAAUUCAACAAGGUUAACAGAGUUAACGGUACAACAUGCACAAGAGAAAACAAGCAAAGAAAAAGAGGUUGCAAAUGAGACUGAGAAAGUGCAAGAGACGUCAUCAAAAAAAGUGCCAGAGCAAGAUCUAACUCAGUCACAUGAAGGAAGCGACCUCCAACACCCUUCCCGCAGAGACUUGGCAACUGUGACAUUGACUCAGACCUGUAGUACUAUUGUGACAAGACCUAUAGCUGAGAAGCUAUCCGUUCUUGGAAGCUUCACAAUUCCAUGCACCAUAUGUAGCUAUGCAUUUACCAAAGCAUUGUGUGAUUUAGGGGCAAGCAUAAAUCUGAUGUCAUUGUCUAUCUAUAAAAAGUUAGGCAUUGGAAGAGCAAGGCCCACAUCCAUGUUACUACAGCUAGCUGAUCGAAUGGUGAAAAAGCCAUCAGGUAUACUUGACGAUGUACUUGUGCAAGUUGGGAAGUUUGUGUUUCCGACAGAUUUUGUCAUUCUGGACUGCCAGGUUGAUGGGGAGAUUCCCAUAAUUUUGGGAAGGCCGUUCUUGGCCAUAGGAAGAGCUCUGAUUGAUUGUGAAACUGGGAGCUGA
Molecule: messenger RNA, 912 nt
Organism: Nicotiana attenuata
Lineage: Eukaryota; Viridiplantae; Streptophyta; Magnoliopsida; Solanales; Solanaceae
Exons: 2
Coding region: 1-912 (303 amino acids)
Source: RefSeq, a predicted model, not a curated record